AUGAAAUGGAAAUUAUUUCAGCUGUCCAAGAAGCUCAAAAGGAUAACCUCAGAAGUUUUAAUGAUUACAUGUUGAAAGUGUUGGAGGAGGAUUGUUAAAGAGAAAAAUGAGAUAGUCUUCAAAGCUUGAGUCAAAUUUCCACAUUACCUAGAACCAACAUGAUAGUUAGCAGUAGUGGGGGUGCUCGCUUUGGUCAGAUAAUGUCGAUGACUUCUAGCCCUCAAGCUUCAUCUGGUGCUUCUAGCAUGCAGCUUGUACCUCUUGCUAACAAUCCUAUCCUUGAGAAAAAGGCAGCUGUCUAUGCUGAAGUUGUAAAGAAUCUGAAUGAUGCAAGAGAACAUGGAUUACCAUUUAAAGUAAGUUGA
This is a messenger RNA of Humulus lupulus (European hop), 365 nucleotides long. RefSeq names its product nuclear pore complex protein NUP93A-like. Lineage: Eukaryota; Viridiplantae; Streptophyta; Magnoliopsida; Rosales; Cannabaceae. The record is from RefSeq and is a predicted model, not a curated record. Gene Ontology annotation, biological process: protein import into nucleus; poly(A)+ mRNA export from nucleus. Gene Ontology annotation, molecular function: structural constituent of nuclear pore. Gene Ontology annotation, cellular component: nuclear pore. The transcript is spliced from 2 exons.